AUGUCAACGACAUCUGAGUCGACGCGCUCGCGCCCAGACACCCUAGACAUUCCCGACGCGGUGAAGAGCCUUGACGACCUUGCCUUCGCGCCGGUAGAACUGGCGCAGUAUCAUAGCAUAUCCGAGAAACUGGCCUCCAACAACGUCUUCCGCAUCCUACGCUCGCCCGCGCCAAUCCGUCUAUGGGUCUACCGCUCGCUGCUUGCUGAGAACUGGCUGUGGAGUGAGUGGGACCGCCCUGCUAUAUCUAGAUUAGACAUGGACAGUCAUCUACGGGACGACGAGGUCGACGACAGCCCAGGCGAUAGCGAGAGCACCGCCGAGUCGGAAAGCUGCCACUACGUAAAAUCAAGGCCGUACCUCACACGCCUGCGCCUCGCACUCGGCCCCUAUACCGUGCACUUCCACAAUCCAGGCUACAUAGCAGAUGACACAUUGCGCAUGCUGGAGCGAGUUUCGAUCAAGAAGACACUCGAAGAGACACGGAAGAGCCUAGAGCUUCGUGAGGAGCUGGGCCUCUCGUGGGAGUUCUGGGACGAGCUCGCUGGUGUGCUCAAGGCCGCCAUACCUUCGCUCGAACGCCGCUGCUUUCCUCAACCACCUCUUGGUGGACUCGAAUACGAGGGCCAGUCCUGCCUCCUCAUUGCAAGCUACGCGCCGAGUUUGUUGAGAGAUUUGGAAAGGCUCAACCAGCUCGUAUGCAUAGCGCGAAAUGUGCAGGUCUAUGGCGAAAAGGUGCAGAACCUGAGCGCCGCGAGGCUAUUCGACAAGGAUAUAUUUGCCCUCAUCAACGUCUGCGUGCGCGUCACAGCCAGAGGUUACGAUGGCGAGGCGGGCUCAGCGGACGAGGACAAAUGGCAGGGCGUCAUCAAUGCAUACAAGAAGCUCCUCAUCACCUGUCUUCAAUUUCUCAACAACCUUAUUGCGCGGAAUGAGCAAAGGAAGCUCAUGCUAUGGAUCGAGCUGUUCGACAGCCACCUGGACAACGAGCUGCCCAACUUCGCCGAUAUGAAGUACAAGAUGGACGAAUUCCCCCAACAGGAUAACACAACGCCAUCAGAGGAGCAGCCAUUGUCACAGCAAUCAUCACGCAGUCUAGACACAUUCAGAAUCCCCCAACAACCCGCUUCUUCCCCCUUCUUGCUCUACAUCGGCGAGACGGGCAACGAGGUCAAGAGGUCCCUGACGCAACAUGGCGUCAAGGCCGGCGCAAACGAAAUCGCGGCCGAGUGUAGGAGGCGGUGGCAGACCAUGAGCGAGGAAGAGAAGAAUAAAUGGAACAUGCUGUAUGCGGAUGUAGUCGCCAGAUAUCGUGAUCAGAUCACACAAUCCAGCACGUACAGAAAGGUGGUAGACCAGCACGCCAAGAACGAGGAAAGCGUACAAGCGCUCGCUAAGAGCAUUACUCAACUCCAAGUGGAAGUGGAUAGAAUGCGGUCAUCAAUCGCCGUCUACCCCGACGGAUCGGCUCUGGAUCAGCAGGCAUCUCCCGUUUUGGAAGAGAAUCAGCCCGCAAAACCAGCAAUGGAUGACUCGUUACUAGAUCCCAGCAUCAAGCGGUCUUCCCCGGCAGGUGAGAUCGAUUUCCGUGUGACAUACCCGCCAUCCUUCGGUGCAGAGAUCCUCCAGAAUGGCAAGGAAGAUCUUCUCAAGCGUCUGGAGCCAGACCCCGACCGUCCCUCAGGGCUAAUCAGUGAUGUAGCCUCUCCAACUUCUCCUCCACCGGAGGAGGACGACGAUAAUGAUGACGAUUACGAUGACAUUCCUGGAGACGAAGGACGAGGCCUCCUUACCGAUGUACCCCUCAUAUUAGGUCCUACCGAGAUCGAGGUGUUGCCCAUGAUCGUCAUGGCAGGCAUCGUGGAACCGACCGAAGGACAGCCAGGCUAUCACUCUGAUCCGACAGUAUUCAGCAGUGUGAGAAGCAUGCACGGCGUCCGUUGUCAUCUCCUCCUUGCGCAGGACAACGGUCGAAAUCUCCUUCGAGAGCUGUUGAUAUUUGUUGCGGCUUGGGAUCUGAGGGAAGAGGAGCUUUACUUCAAAUUCAUGGUCAAGAUCAUGGAAGCAAUUUUGGCGAACCAAUUACUACCGUUUGCUUAUCACGCUUUCAGAGAGUCUGAAUCCAAGGAUAUUAUUUCUCCGGCUCAAGCUGUCAUCAUGAAGCUCCUCACAAACAUCUUUCGCGCCAGGCAAGCUCGCGCACAGCCCAUCAAAGGACAUCUCAAACCAAAAGCUCCACAGGUCGAUCAAGGCGACGUUCAUAUGGUCAACUUUCUACUAACCGAGUUCCGCCGCCACAUUAUUCCCCAAACCUGCGCACUUAUUUUCCUGCAAGGGCAAAUCCGUGUUGGUCAUGCGCAGCCCGAAGAUUUUCCUCUGAACCUCUGGGAUAUGGAGCGCAUGUACGAAGGCGUAUACCAAUAUCUCGAGUUCUUCGCCAUCCUCACCGAGCACGAGACGUGGAAGCGCAUGUUGAGCAAUUGGGAGAUUGCUAACGAACUAGUGACCCUAUUGAAAGAGCUGGAUGCUGCGAUUCCCAAGGGUCAACUGGGCAUUCCCCCACUAAAGAACAUGGCCCCUGCGCCGCCGCCUCCAGCACCUGUAGAGGUUGACAUGCCGCCUCCCCAGCAUCAACUCAAUCAGCAACCUCAGCCCGUCGCGGUCGAACGACCUUAUGACACUAACGCCGCAGCAGCAGAGCCUUAUAUACCUCCGCCUACUUCACCCUCACCCCGACCAUACAUGGACGAAGCUGCAGACGAGCCCUCGGACUUUGAAUGGCGCAAUCUUAAGAAGCUGGCCGUUCUUGUUUUGAGCUCGUUGGUAUGGAAGAACAAACAUGUUCAAGAUCAAAUCCGCCCACUCGGCGGUAUUGAAGCAGUCCUCAAUUGUUGCUCAUACGACGAGCACAAUCCAUACAUUCGUGAGCACGCUAUCAUGUGUCUCCGCUUCCUGAUGGAGGGAAACAAAGAGAACCAGGAUCGCAUCCGUGCUCUUGAGCGGACCAAUCAAGACGCAAAAGCGAAAGCAACCGCACCCGCGUCAGAAAAUGCCGCAGGCGAAACCAAAGCACCUGUUAACGUCCAUGUCCCAGAUGAAGUACUCGACCAACAGGGGUACGAGACGUAUAUGGACAGCAAGGGCCAGGUCAUGUUAAGGAAGCGCCAACCGCAGGGGCAGCCAACACCAUCUCGAGACAUGGGCAAGGGCAAAGGCAAGAUUGAUGUUAAUAUGAGGGACCCGAAAGCGCUCGAGGAGCUGGUGCAGCAGGUUAUGCGAGAUUUACCGAGGGUAACAAAGAUUGGAGAAGAGAGAGCGGCAGAGACAGAAGAGCUCCUCAAGAGGCUAGAUAGGGGGUUUGACUCGAAGGGUUAA
Messenger RNA from Cucurbitaria berberidis CBS 394.84, 3375 nucleotides. RefSeq lists its product as uncharacterized. Lineage: Eukaryota; Fungi; Ascomycota; Dothideomycetes; Pleosporales; Cucurbitariaceae. The transcript has 3 exons. The coding region runs from base 1 to 3375 and encodes 1124 amino acids. Gene Ontology annotation, cellular component: cytosol. The record is from RefSeq and is a predicted model, not a curated record.